Molecule: messenger RNA, 708 nt
Organism: Trichomonas vaginalis G3
Lineage: Eukaryota; Parabasalia; Trichomonadida; Trichomonadidae
Exons: 1
Coding region: 1-708 (235 amino acids)
Source: RefSeq, a predicted model, not a curated record
AUGUCAACAUCAAUCUACGGCAUCCCAAUAGAUUCACUUUCACAAAACCAUCGCUUAUACCUUGAUUCAUUAUUUAACAAGCCAAAAACAACAUCAAGACUGAAAGAAUUGCAAAGUGCGAUUUCAUUUUUCAAUCAAUACAAUAUUGGUCCAGAUGUUGGUAAGGCAUGGAGAAAUAAAUAUGCAAGAGAUAUUAAUAUAUCAGUUAUCAUCAAUUUACUCAAAGUAAUCCAACCGAUAACUCAUCUCAAAGUUCACAGAGUUUGCAAAACUUCCUAUCCAUUAUAUGUAUUUAUUUCAAAACAUUAUCAGCAACUCCAGCCAUAUUUGGAGUCUUUCAUAUCAGUAGAAACUAAAUCUGACUACGUCGAAAAUUGUUUACACAGUAAUCCAUUCAAAGCAGCAAUUGAAAUGGUCAGAAGAAAUGGUUAUGAUGUCGAUACAGUUACUGAGGCUUGCCAUUUAGUUGGAAGGCAGCUAUCUUCAUUUUCUGAUAAGCCAGUUGAAACAGUAACUGCUGUUAGAAUGCCAUCCGGUGAGCCAAUAUUUGUUGGCUAUAGCAAAACAUCAUUUGUAAUUAGUUCUCUUGAUCCAAGAUUUGCUGUCCACUCUGAAGUAGUCUCGGCUCCUCAAUCUCCUAUUCCUGAAGCAAAGAUUGAUGAGCUUCCAAGAUGUCUUGACAUCUUUUUCUUACUUAAUCACAAGUAA